Messenger RNA from Harpegnathos saltator (Jerdon's jumping ant), 4954 nucleotides. It is a transcript of the gene Nup160, whose product is annotated as nuclear pore complex protein Nup160. Gene Ontology annotation, molecular function: structural constituent of nuclear pore. The coding region runs from base 126 to 4355 and encodes 1409 amino acids. The transcript has 14 exons. The record is from RefSeq and is a predicted model, not a curated record. Lineage: Eukaryota; Metazoa; Arthropoda; Insecta; Hymenoptera; Formicidae. Gene Ontology annotation, cellular component: nuclear pore.
GUGAGGAGCACGAGGCGAGCGCCAAAAAACUACAGAAUACCUGCUUAAAUUUGCAGUAGAUGUAAAGUUUGUGAUGUAAAGUGACGGAUAAGUUGCCUUAGUGUCUCUCUGCAAAGAAUUAGAAGAUGGUAGAGUUUCCGUUGGGAUAUCGCGAGGUUGUACCGGAUCAAACUCUGCCAGAAAAAUGGAAAGAAAUCACCCUCAAUACUGGUGGAAGCCAGAGCACAUUGCAAGAUAUAAAAGUGCCAGAAAGAGCAGGUGGCUAUUCAUACAAAGACAGCUCCAAAUAUUUUACUCGUAACCGUUUUAUCUAUUGGCGUAUCUGCCAUGAUGUACUCGAACUGGUUGAACACAGCCUGGAUAUUAAUUUGGCAAAUUGUCGAGUGAGAUACAAAUUUACAGACACUCCAAUCUUAGAUGGGAUUUCCAUUCAUGAAACAAUCAAUUCUGUCAUUAUUUUGAUUGUCACUGUCUCCAGUGUUCACAAACUUUCAUUUUCUCAUCCGGAUAAGAUUCACAGACAAGAGAACUUGCUGGGUACAUACACAGACCUUAGUGUGCAGUCUAUAUUUAGCGAAGCUUCUGUACAAAAUGCCAGAGAUCCUCAUACAUUUCAUAUUAUUGCCAAUGCUGGGACCACAAAUUCACCAGUUCCUCACGCGGCAGCAUCGUGGCUUACAUUGCCGCAAGAAGAGGCACUGUUUGCUCUCGCCUAUAGUUCAGCUACUAUAUUACUGCUGAGGCUCGAUGCGCUCACAGGUCUCGUGCACACUAGCGAAUUGAAGCAAGACUCGAUAGUGCCCAGGUUUUUGAGCGGCAUUGCUACCGCAUUCAGAGGUCGCAAUACCGAAGCCUAUGUGGCAAUGUCCCUCGUCAUACACAGUUACGGUAGCGACAUGUACUUAUUCGCGUUAUGCCGAGAGGGCAACGUACGUAUGUGGUCUUGUAAUAAAACACAGUGCACAGCAGUGACAGAUGCGGCAAUCGAGAAUCGCAUUGUGUCCCAAGGUGCGCAAGGUCACGUCCUGAGAAAGGCGGUGGGCAACGAUAACGAGUUAUACCUCGGUACAUUCUUGAAAUUUGGUGCGGGGUGUGAAUUCAGCAUUUUGAAGCCCGUGCAAGAUAAUGGCAUAUUUAAAUUCGUUAGAUUAUGCACGCUGUAUGCGCCGGACCAACACUUGGUGGAUUUCGCAUUCACCCCCACUAGACUGUGGGCGGUGUGGAGAACGACGGACAUGGACGCUGUGGCGGUGACGCACGCACAAUUACCACUGAAUGGUACACAUGUUAAUUCCGAAUGGGAAACUACAAUUCUGGAGCAGGCGCGCGACCGGGAUUACAUCGUGAGCGAUCCUGGGACGGACCCGCGUCAGGCGUAUAUCAAUUACAUCUUCCAUCCCGGCCAAUUUUCACUGGCGGACAUCACGAAGGCGCUAAGUAUCUACAGAAGGUCUAAUCUCAUCGCAGACAUGACUCUGUCGCCAGCAGUGCUGAAGGAGAGAGUGUGUAUGGCGGUGGAGGCCGAGAUGCAAGCGGAGGUGAUGGAUUACGUGAUCAUGGACGAAGAUUAUCUGGAGAUUGCCAACAGAUGCUGGUCCAAGUUUUACUCGUGUGUCGUCCAGUAUCACGCUAACGGCACGCGUCCUGUAGGCUUAUUGCUGCUACCAAGCGUCUAUGGCGUCGUGCUGCUGAAGAAGUCGUCGUUCUCACUUCUGAGACCAAUGGAGGCACUGGAACAUCUGGUGCUCUGCAACGAGAAAUCCUACACGUUCCGCUUCAAGACAACACCUGUUCUGUCGCAGGACGAGGACACUUGCCAGGAUCUCAUCAUCCUGAUGUCCGCAUUAGUCAUGCUGGGGGAACAAUUGGCGGAAGAAAUUAAAACAGAGAUCGAGAGAGAACUGUAUCAUCUGAGAAGUCCAGAUAUCAUAAUCGACGAUCUGCUGUUGAAGCUGAUGCUGGAGAAACCCGACGAUCCAUUGUCGGAUUUCGACUUCCAGUCGGAACUCUAUCACAAACUGGGCAACGUGAAAGACAUAUCCGGUGCUAUGGCCAUGCUGUUGGAAGCGUUGACGUACGACCUCGGGCAGCCAAAUAAGCUACAAUUCGAGAACGAUCAUGACGCUUCCAAGGUCCUGCUGCACGUUAAUCACCUGUUCGGCAGUCAAUUGGGGAUUUCCGCGGUGUCGGAGACUAUUACGCAGAUUGCGCUCCUGAGAUUCUCCAUCUGUAGGGACCUAUUGAUCCUGCAGCAGAUUAUACUGCAACGUCCCGAGAUAUUCGACUCGAGAUCUCUGCACACCAUACGAUCGUCGUUGGCGCCGAGGACCGUCGUGCUUACCCAGGCUUACUACGUCGUCACGUGGAUAUGCGAGUCCACAGCGACGUACACUCCUUCGCAGUCGUUGCUAGAGUCCAGUGCUCAGCGUCUUUCGACGUUGAAGCUCACCGACUCGCGAGUUAGCGUUGGGCAGAGGCAGCAUCGAUCUUUGUCGCUGUUGGAGCUAUUCGUUCAAAGCAGCGGUACGAAACACGCUCACAUCCUAAUGGCUCAAGCGAAUAUGGACCCGACAACUUUGAUACCUUGGCACUACAGCAUGCUGACGCACGUGACGCUUCUUGCGCAGCUCAUAUGGCCAAUUUCCGGCAACUUCGUGUUCCCCGAAUGGCUGCUAUCCAGUUGUCAGUUCCUGCUCGUUCAGGAAUACGUGAGGCUCCUCAACAUGUGGUGCGAGUGGAACAGCGCUUCGAGGAAGUUCAUACUAGCAGUUGCCUUGUUGGAGAUGGGGGAGAUGCAGAAGGCGUGCGAUCACUUUCUUCGUGCUUCCAACGGCAUCCUGACCGAUGUGUUCUUGGUGGACGCUCUGCUCGGCUCUAAUGUCACAACGGGGAACAGCGCGUUGAUACAUUAUUACCUGAAAGUAAUCAAACUGUUCGAAGAGCACAACGCGUCCGACUGUAUCAUAGAGAUCGCCGAGACAGCCAUAGCGGCUGCCGACACGGACGAUCCAAAUUUACCGACGCUCCAUUCCAUAAUAUUCGCGCAGCACUUGAGCCUGGGCCAUCACACAGAGGCUUACCACUGCUUGAACGCGAAUCCAGACGCUGCGCGUCGAGUGGAUUGCCUGCGGCAGCUGGUGGUCACGCUGUUCGAAAGGAAACUGUUGAUAGACUUGAUCUCCUUUCCAUACGUGGAUAUGUACGAGGAUCUCGAAAGGAUAGUAGAGGGCAGAGCCAGAAGCGUCGAUCUCAUGGAGAACAAUUAUUAUAACUUCCUGUAUAGCUUCCACGUGAAUAAGCAAAAUAUGCGAAAAGCCGCAUCGGUGAUGUACGAGCAAGCCAUGCGUUUAAGUCAAGAGUCGCAUUCCGCACCGAUCAUAUCGAGACAAGCUCAAUGCUUACUGGCGUGCAUUAACGCUCUGCACCAUGUGAGUGAGAAAUACAGAUGGAUCGUGAGGCCUGUAAUCGAUCAGAACUUUGCCGACGAAUCGGGCUCGUCGAAUCCGCAGAAGAAGAGAGGCAUAGACGGCAAGGAGGUGUUGCACUAUAAAAUCAAGAAACAAGUCGAAGUCCUCGAGUUGGACGACAUCAAGAAGGAGUAUUACAUAGUGGACGCGAGAUUGAAGAUAUCGAAAGUCAAUUCGGAAAUGCAUAUAGUCGCGCACACUGAACCACCCGAACUUAUCGUUACCUUAUGCAACACCGGCCUGUACACAACGGCGUUGCACUUGUGCGACGAAUUCAAGAUCAGCAAAACCUCUGUACUCGAAAGCCUGACGUCGCAGUGCAUCAUGCUAAGCCAACGCGAGGAUCCGAACGCCUGGGACUGGCUGAUACAGAAUGACAUAUUCGAUAUCGGUAUAUCCAAUACGACUAUUACAAAUACCGCUUGGAGGCUGUUGGAGUACUUCACGUUGAAACACGAGAAAAAUGCCAACAGUGAACUGCACAAAGCCGUUGCGAGGAAGUUGCUGCAAGACGGAGCAUUCCUGCCGCAAUGGCUACUGAUAUCGUAUAAGAAACGAAAUGCCUCGGAGCUUUUGCGUCUCAUGUUAAAUACUGGUCGACUGUUGGAAGCGAGCGAUUUAGCGGUAGAUUAUAUCAAUGCAGUAUUGGGCAGCGGAAAGGAACACUUUGGCCUGGAAACGCCGUUAGUAGCUACCGCGCCACCGACCUGGUUGCCAUUCAACACGAUAGAAGUACUUUUAAGCGAAUUAGAAUAUUUGAAGGAUAAAGAUUCUAUUUACACAGAGAGUUACGAGAGAUUAUAUGCAACAUUAGAGAAGUACAUAGAAAUGGUAAAACGCGUUUCGGACGAUAUGAUCAGGAUGAAGAUGAUGAGCGAGCACUCCUAGUAAAUUAAGCAAAUUCCGUGUAUCACCUCUCGACCAGCCUCCUGUGAUGUACAUAUUUAUAUCGGUUUUACAUUGUCAUUACAGCAACUGUAAUAAUAUCAAUUUGUCAUGAGAUUAAUUUUGAUUUCUACAUUACGGUUAAAGAUGAAAUUUCCAUUAUAUGAUAAGAGUAUGUGUUUGUAUGAUGAUUUAAAGUGCCAACAAUUAAUUGUAACACUCGGUACAUCUUGUAAGAGUGCAGAUUCUGGUAGAAAUCCUUUUGAGAGUGUCUUUUUGUUGAGAAUGUCAAAUUGUUAAUUUUCACAACUGUUUGUUACAUAUAAUUAUUUAUUAUUGUCUCAUUUUUCUUCAAAUAUUUUUAUAUAUAAUAAAAUUGUACAUUGUUAUACAAAGUGUUCCGUCAUCAGACACAUCAAUUCUUUCUACCUUGCCUAAUCUGCAGUUCAGCAAGACGUAUCACAUUCAAUGUUCUCAUUAAAGACUGUUACUAAUUUCCAUUUUUUUCUAUGAUAGUAUGUAAUAUUAACUAAUAUUAAUUAUUCUUUUCAUUUUUACAUUAAGCUAAAAUCAACAAACUAUCAACAAAAUUCUAACCAUUU